AUGUUUGCAGACGACACUAAAGACCCCACGGCCUCCCUUCUCAGGACUCCUGUGACAUCAAGAUCAAGGUCAAGAUCAACGGAAGUAAACAGAGCAACGCUGCGGAGUCUGUCACGCCGCCCACGCCCACACAGUGCCCCCACGCCUCCACGCCCAUCCAGUGCCCCCACGCCUCCACGCCCAUCCAGUGCCCCCACGCCUCCACGCCCAUCCAGUGCCCCCACGCCUCCACGCCCAUCCAGUGCCCCCACGCCUCCACGCCCAUCCAGUGCCCCCACGCCUCCACGCCCAUCCAGUGCCCCCACGCCUCCACGCCCAUCCAGUGCCCCCACGCCUCCACGCCCAUCCAGUGCCCCCAUGCCUCCACGCCCAUCCAGUGCGUAUUACAAGGCACUGCCGGAGGAACAGUGGAAGAAGUACCAGCUGAUGACCGGAGAAAGCAGGGAGAGGCUGGAGUGCCGAGGGGUGCCGCUGCGGUGCCUGGACGAGGUGGCCCGGGAGGAAAAGCACCAGGCCGAGGAGAUGAAGAGGGACAAUGCUGACUUGGUGGACAUGAACCGGAUGGGCAAUGAAAUGUGUGACUUUGAGGCGCCAGACCUGUGUGGGUUCAGCCAGCGCGAGGACGACACGCUGGACUGGACACACGGCUCGGCCAGGGACGGCUCUGGCCUCCUCAACGAUCACACUACCGGGGAUAUUUUUGGCCACUACAUGUACAUGGAUCCUGUACCGCAUGUCGACGGGGCAGUGGCCGGGCUGGUCUCCCCUGACAUGGUUGGAGUGCAGGAAGCGUGUGUUGCCUUCAGCUACUUCACCUCACUCCCUGCUGGGGAGAUUGAGGUCUGGCUCCUGGACAAGGAAAGUCCAGAGCCAACCUUGCUGGACACUUACUCAGCUCCAUUCCAGUCAUGGAUUGGUGCAAGGUUGUCAGUGCUUGCUGUGGGUGUGUGGCAGGUGGAGUUCCGGGCAACUGUGCGGCCCACCAGCGGGAUUGUGGCCAUAGAUGAUGUGAUGGUGAGCCCCAGCGCCUGUCCCUCCCCGGUGACCUGUGAUUUUGAGGCCAACUCUUGCCUCUGGGAGAACAUGAAGACAGCCAAGUGGACAAACGGCCGUGUGACUGAUGACCCAGCCCUGGCCCCCGUCUAUGGCCAUGCCCCGCCGUACAACCACACAACAGGCACUCCUUACGGCCACUACCUGUACUUCUAUGACCAAAGCAGCGACGCAGCAUCGGCAACAAUGCUCUCUGAAGUGUUUGCCACCGAGAAAGACUCCUGCUUCUCUUUCUGGGUCCACAUGUACGGAGAAAAGGUGGGGAGCCUGCAGGUGAAGUCCCAUGAGCCGGAGGCCACCAUGGUCCUCAAGGAGCUGGACAGCUCCCUUGGUCUUCAAUGGUACCAAGAACAAAUUAACCUCAGAGUGUCCCCACAACACUGGCUGAGCCUGGACGUGCAGGGCGUGGAGGGCAGCAGCAACGUGGUGGCCGUGGAUGACCUUGACCUCUCUGCAUGGCCCUGCACCGCCAACAGCAGCAACACCUACUUCCUCUGUAAUUCCGGCCAAAAGAUACCCCAGCAGAAGGUGACCUUAACCCACUCUCUGUCCCCCGGCCUGCUCAAGGAGGAAACCAUGUUUGAUAUUUUUUUCAUCCUUUUUCCAGACCCUGAUCCAGAGGCCAUGCCACAUGAGACUUACCUGAGGGUGGAGACCAAAGACGGGCUGGUCGUCAACAAGCCGCGCAUCAUCACGCGCCAUCAGCAACAGCCAACCUCCCACUCCUGCACGCUGUACAUGGGCUACCUCCUGCAGGCCUCUGGAGCUGAUCCUAGACUUGACGUGUACUAUGACUACGUCUGGUCUCGCACCACAGCAGCACUGGCACAGUACCCCAAUGGCACCGCUCCAGCCAGCGACCACACAUACGGCCUGCCAGAAGGCUACUAUGUGUGGGCUCCAGCAAAGCUGUCAGAGCCACCAAUAUCCACCGCUGCCUUGGUGUCCCCGGCCCUUGGCCCGCCUGGCCUGGCCUGCAUGUUCAGCUUCUGGUACUACUGCAAGGAUCACUACCCCACGCUGACGGUCACGGCCCGGACUGCUGGCGAGGUGAUAGAGGAGCUCAUAGGUGACCAUUAUGAUUGCAGUAGCAACCAGGAGUGGCGGCAAGGCAAUUUGUUCAUUGGAGAGCGGGACACGCGCAUUACUGUUGAGUUCCAGAGCACCAAGUAUUUCUUAACCUGGACCUCAACACAGAAUGAUAUCACCAUUGAUGACACCAGCUUCAGCCUUUGUUCUCCAAAUGAAGAAGCAACUAGUGGAGAUAUCAAAUGCACGUUCUCUGAGCAGUGCCACUUCUCCCAGAGUCACAGGGACAGUGCCGACUUCAUACGGAUAUCAUACAACGAGGAUAGUUACAUGGCACUCUAUGGGGAGGAGAACAAACACGUGGCCAUCCUGGAGACGCUGCCACGAGCCCCGUCCAUCGGCUUCUGCCUCUCCUUCCGGUACAAGCUCCAAGGCUGGUCCAGUCUGGAGGUUAUCCUGAGCAAGGUGGACAAGAACGAGACAGUGUUUGAGCGCCAGAGUGGCUUCCUGGAGUGGCAGACCUACCACCUCAACCUUGACUCCUUUGAGAUUUACCAGGUUUUGUUUGUGGGUGUCACAAACGAAGUUCUCAGUAGAGUGAAUCUUGAUGACCUGGAGCUGGUGGAGGGAGUGUGUCCCCCCGACCUCACCUGCAGCUUUGAUGAUGAGUCACAAAGCUGCAGGUGGGAGGACUACUUCCCUGAGGGUGCCAUGCUGCCCUGGAGUUUCGGCUCUGGCUCAGAGAACAUCUCCUCUGCUCCAGGGGUGGACCACUCAUGGGGCACAGCUUAUGGCCACUACAAGUACUUGGACCUUGCUGGAAACCAAGAUGGGGACAUGGCCUUGAUGAAGAGCCCAGAGGUCUCCACCACCACCGCUGAUGGAGACUGCUUCCAGUUCUGGUUCUACCUCUACUCACGAGUGGAGGGGCAAAAAGUUGGUGAGCUUGGAGUCCAUGUGUUGAGCCUUGAGGAAGUGCUGAGUGAGCGGCUGUGGCAGCACACCUACAACGGCCAGGACGGAUGGCAGUUUGGAGAGACAACUAUCAAGCAUGAGACCAACUUCAGUGUGGUGCUGGAGGGCCUGAGGCUGGGCGGGUCUGAGAGCUACAUGGCCUGGGGUGAUCUGACAGUAAGGCGCGGAGUGUGCGCGGACCCCAGCACCUGUGACUUUGAGGGAGGCCUGUGUGGCUGGACCAGCACCAGUGAGGCGGGAGACAGUGGGUGGCUGUGGCUGGCGGCUGAGGAGGCAAACAAUGGAGUGGAGGUUGACCACACCACUGAAACUGGCUUGGGCCAUUACAUCACCUUUGAGAAAUCUUACUGCACCAGCGCGGAGACGUGUAUCGCGUCACUGAGGAGCACCGACAUCACCCCAGACGAAUCUUAUUACUGCUUUGUAUUUUACCUUAACACUUAA
This is a messenger RNA of Eriocheir sinensis (Chinese mitten crab), 3501 nucleotides long. RefSeq names its product MAM and LDL-receptor class A domain-containing protein 1-like. The record is from RefSeq and is a predicted model, not a curated record. The transcript is spliced from 21 exons. NCBI's taxonomy places the organism in Eukaryota, Metazoa, Arthropoda, Malacostraca, Decapoda, Varunidae. The coding region runs from base 1 to 3501 and encodes 1166 amino acids. Gene Ontology annotation, cellular component: membrane.